AUGAGAAAUGGUACAGUAACAACAUUCAUUCUGCUGGGACUGACAGAUGACCCUCCACUGCAGGUUUUAAUUUUUAUCUUUCUCUUCCUCACUUAUAUGUUGAGUAUAAUUGGGAACUUGACAAUCAUCUGCCUCAUCUUACUGGAUUCCCACCUUAAAACUUCCAUGUACUAUUUCCUACAAAAUUUCUCCUUCUUAGAGAUCUCAUUCACAUCUGCUUGUAUUCCCAGGUAUUUAUAUAACAUAGCAACAGGUGACAGGGUCAUUACUUACAAUGCCUGUGCUAGUCAGGUAUUUUUUACUGAUUUCUUUGGUGUAACUGAAUUUUUUCUGUUGGCUGCCAUGUUCUAUGACCGUUAUGUGGCCAUCUGCAAACCCUUACAUUAUGUGACCGUCAUGAGUAGUACUGUCUGCAAGAUGUGUUUUUGUUGUUGGGUAGCUGGUCUGUUGAUUAUAAUCCCCCCACUUAGCCUCGGCCUAAAUCUGGAAUUCUGUGAUUCUAAUACCAUUGAUCAUUUUAUCUGUGAUGCAUCUCCCCUCCUGAAAAUCUCUUGUUCAAAUACUUGGUUCAUGGAACAGACUGUUAUAAUCUGUGCUGUGCUGGCCCUCCUUAUGACACUUACAUGUGUAGUUCUGUCUUACAUUUAUAUCAUCAAGACAAUUUUAGGAUUCCCUUCUGACCAGCAAAAGAAAAAAGCCUUUUCUACCUGUUCUUCCCACAUGAUUGUGGUUUCUAUCACUGAUGGCAGCUGCAUCUUCAUCUAUAUCAAACCUUCAGCAAAGGAAUCAGUGGCGAUUAAUAAGGGCGUGACGGUGCUCACUACCUCUAUCGCUCCAGUUCUGAACCCUUUCAUUUAUACACUGAGGAAUAAGCAAGUCAAACAAGCCUUCAAUAACUCACUCAAAAAAAUUGUGAUAUUUUCCAGGAAAUAA
Messenger RNA from Neogale vison (American mink), 933 nucleotides. Its product is annotated as olfactory receptor 6C2-like. Gene Ontology annotation, cellular component: membrane. Gene Ontology annotation, biological process: G protein-coupled receptor signaling pathway. NCBI's taxonomy places the organism in Eukaryota, Metazoa, Chordata, Mammalia, Carnivora, Mustelidae. Gene Ontology annotation, molecular function: olfactory receptor activity; G protein-coupled receptor activity. The record is from RefSeq and is a predicted model, not a curated record.